This is a messenger RNA of Suillus subaureus, 588 nucleotides long. RefSeq names its product WRB/Get1 family. The transcript is spliced from 5 exons. The coding region runs from base 1 to 588 and encodes 195 amino acids. NCBI's taxonomy places the organism in Eukaryota, Fungi, Basidiomycota, Agaricomycetes, Boletales, Suillaceae. The record is from RefSeq and is a predicted model, not a curated record. Gene Ontology annotation, biological process: tail-anchored membrane protein insertion into ER membrane. Gene Ontology annotation, cellular component: GET complex.
AUGUCGCUCAUCUUCACGAUUUUCGCGCUCGUCUUUCUGACUGAGCUCAUCUCAUGGAUCGGCAAAACUGUCCUCCUUGAAUUCGCAUGGGAUCUCUACACCAAACUUUUCAUGAAUGCCUCAUACACCCGACAGCGCCAACUGCAAGCCGAGCUCCUUACAGCGAAGAAAGAGCUGCUACAAACAAGCGCACAGGAUCAAUUUGCCAAGUGGGCGAAGCUGAGGAGAAGCGUUGACAAAGGGCUAGCAGAACUUGAGAAGCUCAAUGGAGAGCUUGUGUCCAGCAAGACUGCAUUCUCACUCAAGUUCAACACACUGUUGUGGGUCCUUACGACAGGGCUAUCAUUCUUCGUUGGCUGGUGGUACAGAAGGGCUGCAGUAUUCUACCUGCCUCCUGGUUGGCUUGGUCCACUUGGCUGGUGGAUGGCGUUCCCUUUCGCACCCAAAGGUUCUGUGAGCGUCGGGGUGUGGCAAAUGGCCUGCCGCAGAGUUAUUAAAGUCGGAGAGCGCACGGUGAAAAAUAUUCUUGCACCCUCUGAACCCGUCGCUGUCCCAGUUGAAAUGGAGACCCGUUCCAAGAGCUCGUGA